Helobdella robusta is the source of this 873-nucleotide messenger RNA. RefSeq lists its product as hypothetical. Lineage: Eukaryota; Metazoa; Annelida; Clitellata; Rhynchobdellida; Glossiphoniidae. Bases 1 to 873 code for a protein of 290 amino acids. The record is from RefSeq and is a predicted model, not a curated record. The transcript has 6 exons.
AUGCCCUGUUAUCUUACCAAGUUGAAGGCAUGUGUUUUCACAGAUGUGCUGCAGAGAGCAGCUGAUGGCACGCCAUGUUCCAGCGGCAAGUCGUGUCGCGAGGGAAAGUGUGUCAGUGAUUCUAAGGUGCCUAAAAGUCAAGGUACGUGCAUGUACGGAGAGAGGAAAGGUGAUUGGUUCAGUGAACUAGGAGACCCUGACGGUCCCAAAUCUUGUCAAGAUGUGAUGGAUCGCUUCCCGUGGAAAUGUUAUGAGGAACCUUACAAAAGCGACUGCUGCGAAACAUGUCCGAUGAUCAAACAGAAAAUCGGGACUGAAAAUGGAAAGAUGGGCCCCUUUAAUUUUUUUUCUAAAAUUUUCCAUUCUGUUUUGAUCUUUAUAAAUGCAACCCUCACGUAUCAUCUCAGCCAGCUGCUGUGGACCAUUUGCAGUGACCCUGACAAAUCAUUCUCGUCAUCAAAAUUCGCCUCUUUGAAUCCCAACCUGAAUGCCCGUACGGCGAUAAGUUCUCGAAGGAAAGCUGCCCCAGGUACACUUGUAGCGAUCCUAAGUGGCGGGAUAACUGCUGUCAAACUUGCUCAAACUUUGGUUAUUUCAAAAUCUGCUCAAACUGUCACCUCCAAGGACUGUCCCAGCGGUGAUCAGCCGGCAUGUGCGAGUCUGAAGAAGUACCAAUGCUAUGACGAGGAGCAACGCUGUUGUAUAACUUGCCCGAAAUUAAAAAAUUCAUCAAAAGUCGGUUGCGAAUAUGGCGAUAAAGCUAGAUGGUGUGCGGAUCGCGUUGGUGCCAAGUUAGAACACUGUCCACACUUUUACCAGAAAUGCUGUGAAAGUUGUCAGGAUUACAUCAGGAAAAAUAAACUUAAAAUCUAA